GUAGUUCAAAUCACAUGAUUUUAAUUCUUAAAAGAGGUUGCACAAACGCCAGGCGAAGAGUGCUCUGAAUGAAACACAUGAUACGUCUAAGACAAAUACGCAAUAGUAUUUGUGAAUUGAAGAGAAAGCAUUGCUGUUGGAUUAGGGGUCGUUGACAUCACUGCUUCUUUAAUCAUGUACUAGUUAGUAGUGCUGUAACGAGCAGCAGUGAAGUAAGUCAUGGAGGGGGUGCUGUAUAAAUGGACCAAUUAUCUAAGUGGCUGGCAGCCUCGCUGGUUUGUACUGGUGGGAGGAACUUUAUCAUAUUACGAUUCCCAAGAAGAUGCUUGGAAAGGGUGCAAAGGGAGUAUUAAAAUGUCAGUGUGUGAAAUACAAGUCCAUUCCUCAGACAAUACGCGGGUGGACCUGAUCAUCCCAGGAGAGCAGUAUUUCUACCUGAAGGCCAUAAAUGCUGCAGAGAGACAGAAAUGGCUGGUUGCUCUGGGCACAGCCAAGGCCUGCCUCACUGACAACAGGACAAAGAGAGAAAAAGAGCUGCAUGAAAACACAGAGGCACUGAAAACAAAGAUGUCUGAACUGCGGUUGUACUGUGAUCUUCUUCUUCAACAAGUUCAUAAAAUCAAAGAGAGUUCUCCGCCUGCAGCAUCUGUGUCCGACGCUGACGUGGAACAGGAGAACAUCGAAACGGGAACCCUUGUGAAGUCUACCUGUGGCACUUUUCUGAAGACGCUAGAGGAAUGUAUGCAGAUUGCAAGCAAAACCUUUAACUCUGAGCUACUGCCCCAGACACCCCCAAGCUCUCCACCUGUGGCAGCUAUCAAACCAGACAAGGUCAAACAUAGCAACCCAUCUAGUCACAGCAUCACAGAAAGAAAGAAAGAGUUGAAUAACAAUUGUCGAAGCAAAGCACCAUUCGAGAAGCUGAGCCCAGAAGAACAAGAGAAGCAAAGCGAACUAGAAAAACCAAGUGAGGCUGGAACUCCUGCGGCAGACAGCAUGCGAGGUGUGCAUGACGGUGAAAGCUCAGUGAAUGUGGAGCACACAGACUGGGAAGAGUGUGAUGACACACCAGCAGGGGGCAGUGUUGUGAAGCUAGAAGGGCAGUCUGAGGCAGUAAGCACUGAGGAGCCACAGGCUGGGUGUUCUGAAGAGAAGGACUGUGACAUUCUUCAACAGGGUGUGCAGCAACAAGACGAGGAGGAGAACGUUGACACAUUCUUUAGUACAAUGGGCCACAGAUUUAGUGAUAUAGAAUUGGAAGACGGCAGUGGUAUCCCAACCGAGCCAUUUUUGGAAUCUUGUUAUGCAAUAGUCCCUGUAUUAGAUAAGCUUGGACCCACCGUGUUUGCUCCUGUUAAAAUAGAUUUUGUAGGUAACAUUAAGAAAAUCAAUCAGAAAUACAUUAGCGAUCCAGAGAAUUUCACAACUCUGCAAAAGAUCGUUCUGUACGAAGUGGAGACAAACAUGGCUCAGGUUAGGAACUCGGCCACAGAAGCACUUCUUUGGUUGAAAAGGGGCUUAAAGUUCUUGAAAGAGUUUUUAGCAGAGGUGAAUAAUGGAGAAAAAAAUAUCUAUGCAGCACUAAAUAAUGCUUAUGGUAAAACACUACGGCAGUACCAUGGCUGGGUUGUGCGAGGAGUCUUUGCUCUGGCACUGAGGGCUGCUCCUUCCUAUGAAGGCUUUGCUGCAGCGCUCGUCUCUAAUGAAGGUGACCAGAGAAAGGCGGGGUUUUCCAAGGGGAUGCACAGGGACCUUGAUGUUUACUUGCCAGCCAUGGAGAACCAGUUGGCAAUACUAGAUGCCAUGUAUGAAGAAUACAGUCUAGAGUCUGAUGAGGUUGUAUGAUGAUUGGGGAAACUCAACAAAACCAGACAGCAGGGAUUUCAAAUGCUGAGAUUUUUGUUUUGUAUUUGAUAUUUUAUUCCAUCAGUGUUACAAUUGACUAAAGAUAGCUUUUACCUUUAAGCACAAUGAAACCAAGUAUACAUAAUCCAUGUAUGUUGCCUUAAAUUAAGUAAAACCACAGUAGAUAAUGUAACCCUUUGCUUGGUAAAAGCUUAAUACAGCAACUUCCUUAAGUUAUUAGGUUGUGGAUUAUUACUUUAGACAAAACUUGUUUUAAUCCAUUGUCUUGAAUAGAUAAAGUCCAUUGGAGUUCCAGUGUAAGAAUAAAACAACAUGGAUCUAGACAGUUAAAAUUGCAUGAAGACGAUAUGAAGGAAAUAGCAGAAAUGGAUUUAAGAAAAUGACUUUAGGUUGAUAGUUUGUGGAUGUGGAAUGGAAUGGAAAUAUUUAGCAUGUAGAAGGAUUCCACCACACCACACCUGGAAUAUGAUUCAAUGUUAAGGAAUAGCUUGAAGCCUGAAAAUGGGAACUAGCAUGUUGUCAAUUUGAAGUCGGGAUCAGUCAGGCAUGUCAGUUUACAGGUAUCACGUGUACAUACAGGUAAUAUUACCAAGCCAAGUAUCUGUCCUUUUUAUUAUUAGUAGUACUAUUUCGUGUUGCUUUUGUUUACAAAGUGUGUAUCUUGACAUACUGAGAUGUUUCCUUCUGAAAUGGCAUGAUUGCUGAUGCACAUUAUAAGCCUAUGGGUCUAUUUUCAUUGUGCAUAAAAGAUUUAACAAUGUUUAUUAGUUUAUAAUAAUGGUACGUAUUAGUUUUUAAUUCUGUUUAGAUUAUAAGUAUAAGUAUAAUUAUGUAACCUUAAUGCAAAGGGAGAUUUUCAUGUGUGUAAAUGAUUUCUUCUGUUUUACAUUAUAGAUUGAGCUCUCUGUUUGUUUAUAUUGUAAUCUGUUACUUUAAAAUGAUUAUUGAGCGUGUGUUCUCUUGUAUAACACACUACAAAUGACUUGUAAUAUAUAUUUAUGUAUUUCAUUUUAUACAGUUUUAUUAAACUUAAAAAACCUUC
Acipenser ruthenus (sterlet) is the source of this 2908-nucleotide messenger RNA. RefSeq names its product pleckstrin homology domain containing, family A (phosphoinositide binding specific) member 8 (gene plekha8). NCBI's taxonomy places the organism in Eukaryota, Metazoa, Chordata, Actinopteri, Acipenseriformes, Acipenseridae. The record is from RefSeq and is a predicted model, not a curated record. The transcript has 14 exons. Gene Ontology annotation, biological process: ceramide transport; intermembrane lipid transfer. Gene Ontology annotation, molecular function: ceramide 1-phosphate binding; ceramide 1-phosphate transfer activity. The coding region runs from base 220 to 1845 and encodes 541 amino acids. Gene Ontology annotation, cellular component: cytoplasm; cytosol; membrane.